This is a messenger RNA of Dermatophagoides farinae (American house dust mite), 1468 nucleotides long. RefSeq names its product ATP synthase mitochondrial F1 complex assembly factor 1. The record is from RefSeq and is a predicted model, not a curated record. Lineage: Eukaryota; Metazoa; Arthropoda; Arachnida; Sarcoptiformes; Pyroglyphidae. Gene Ontology annotation, cellular component: mitochondrion. Gene Ontology annotation, biological process: mitochondrial proton-transporting ATP synthase complex assembly.
GAACAUCAUGAAUCAACAAAGACAUGUGAAUGCAUGUAGAGGACACUAAAAAAAAACAAAACAUAAAAUGAUUUCUCGGAUUUCAUUUUCAUUAUUAUCAUUAAAUAUCAUGAAUCGAAAUCUUCGAAAUUUAACACAACCAUCUAAUAAUGUACUUCCUUUGUGUUAUAGUUUGGCCAUUAAUCCAAACAAUCCGGUGAAUAAAUUGUUAUUAUCAACCGAUGCCAUCGUUAAUGCUGAACAGCAACAAAAACAACAAUCUUUGAAAAAAUCUAUUGAAGAAAAUCCAUACUAUUCAAAGUAUGCGGAAAAAAUUAAAAAAGCUCAAUUAUCAUCAUCAUCAUCAUUAAAAGUUGAUGAUGAUAAGAAAAUUGAAUCACCAGACAAAAAACCAACAACAACAAUCGUCGAAUCUGUGGCUGAAGAUUGUGAAAAAUUAAAAUCCGAAAUAAAUACAAUAAAAGUGAACAAGGCCAAUAUUUCGGAUAAAUCAUCAAAGAAAAAAUUGGAUGAUAUCGUUAAACUUGAUCUAUUUAUGGAUAAAUCAAAAGAGGAAAUUAUUCAAAUAUGGAAUCAAUAUCAUAGUAAACGUGAUUGUCUUUAUGCCAUUAUUGAAUCAUCAUUAUAUGAAACAUUUCAUCGGAAUCUUUGCGAAUAUUCUGCAUUCAUAUUACCAUUGCCAAGAAGAAAUUCCGACAACAAUGAUGAUGAUACAGCAACAACAUUGUCGUCAUAUGAAUUUUUUCUAAUGCAAUUCCAAGAACAUUGUUGUCAUUUUACACCAUUAGCUGCUUAUCAUCUUCGUAAAGAGAUGGCGCCCGUUUGUCUUACUAUUUAUUAUUAUCCAGAAUUAACCGAAUUAAAAGGCAUCGUAUUAAUGAUGGGUGAAUUUGAUUCAAACAUUCUUAACAUUAUGGAAUGUCAAGCACUAGCAAAUCAAUUACAAUACUAUUAUCUAACUAAAGAUCCAUCGGCACGACUUUCAUUACAUUUGUUCAAUAAAGAACCAAAAAGUUUUGAUCAUAUGCGUCUGAUACGACAUUUGGAAGAUGGAUUUCAUUCAACACAACAACAAAUCAAUUUAAAUCAACCAGAUUAAUUUUAAAAAAUGAUGAUGAUGAUGAUGAUGAAAAUUGUUUUAUUUACAUGUAUAACAAUGGUGAUGGAGAAGAGAAUAUUCUACAAAUAAUAAUAAUCAAAGGCACAUUGUUUGUAAUUAAUAAUCCAUUAUUCGAUUGCACCUUGCGAUUAAUCGAUAGACUAAAUAAAGUGAAUAUACAACAAAUAAAAUGAGAAGAAAAAAAAAAACAAUAUACAAGUCAAAUUGUUGAGAUUUACAUGAAUUGAUUAAUUACAUCAAAAUAAAUGAUUGAAUGUGAUUGCAAAUUAUUAUUUAUUUAUUUAUUAUUUUGUAUUAUUAUUUCGAUAUCGAAUUAGUAGAAGCAAAUAAAUUUGCUAGAUUGGCAUA